AUGCCUUCUAUUGCUUGGAUUGGACUGGGUAGCAUUGGAGAGGCCAUCUGCAAGAACCUCGCCCAGCAUGCGCCGCUGGAGGAGCCGGUGAUGGUGUGGAAUCGCACCGUGGAAAAAGCAGAGCGCCUGGCAGCUACGUCUGACAAGAUGGAAGCCGCAAAGUCACUGGCGGAUGCCGUCUCGCGAGCAGACAUCAUCUGCCUCUGCCUGGCGGACGAUGCCGCCGUGAGCAGCGUGGUAGACGAAGCGGCGCAGUUGUCUGUGUCGGGCAAAUUGUUUGUCGACUUGUCUACUGUGCAUCCCGAUACAGACCAAACGCAGGCAGACAAGCUGCAGAGUAUCGGAGCUACGUUCAUUGCCUGUCCUAUCUUCGGGGGUGUCGCCCUGGCGAUUGAAAGACAAAUAACUCUUGUCCUGGCUGGCCCUUCUGACGCCCUUGCCAGAUUCGAACCUUUUACAAAAGACGUAAUAUGUAAAGACACGAUAAAACUUGCGGAUCAGCCUCUUCGAGAGGCCGGCAUGCUCAAACUCGUCGGCAACUUUGUCCGCUUCUCGGCCAUAGAAGUCCUCUGCGAAGCCAGUGUCCUUUCCGAAAAGAUUGGUCUACCAAAGGAGACGCUGGCUAAGUUUGUGGGGGCCAUGAUUUCAGGACCUAGCGCUGGACAGCUCGCGAUGCUGCACUCUGGAGCGUACAGCGACCUCACCACGAACAUUGCGCCGAUCAGUAUGGCUCUGAAGGAAAACAGCUAUCUGAAUGACCUCGCCGAGCGUAACGGCGUCAAGCUUCGUGCGCUGGACACGGUGACGGCGCACGCGGAGCGCGUCAACGAAAUGAGAGGAUCAGAUGCCAAACUGCUUGCUAUUUACGGGUCAAUCAGAGAAGAGAAUGGCCUACCGUUUGAAAACAACUGA
Molecule: messenger RNA, 912 nt
Organism: Akanthomyces muscarius
Lineage: Eukaryota; Fungi; Ascomycota; Sordariomycetes; Hypocreales; Cordycipitaceae
Exons: 5
Coding region: 1-912 (303 amino acids)
Molecular function (GO): NADP binding; oxidoreductase activity, acting on the CH-OH group of donors, NAD or NADP as acceptor
Source: RefSeq, a predicted model, not a curated record